CGGUUGUUUACAUUAGCAGCUCUCGCGAGAACUUUGUGACAAACGGGUUGGCAUAGUUACAGAAAAUACUUACUUACUUUCCUUUAUGUUUAUUUAAUAGGUUUUCCACCAAAGGCAUUCAUGACAGUUGUGUAGCUUUUAUUGUUGGAGUUACUUUCAUUACACUUGCGCGGUAUAAUAAAGUAUCUGUUUGGAGUUUGGGUUGUCUCUAUAUGGCGCUGGGUUGUCUAGGGGAGGGGCUAAUUUGGCGGUACUUCCAGCGCGGGAAAUUCGUUUUAAAUAGUAGUAGCGCGAAGAAACCGAAGAAGCUUGAGAGGUUGUAUACCUUGUAGUAGUCGGCUGUAGUUUUGUCUCUUGGUUAGUAAGUAGUACGUCUUAAGUCCGUAUAAACAAUUUAGUGUACUAUCCGUUUUAACUGUACAACUUUUCCAUCAUGCCCGCUCUAGAAGUUAAAGAUGCAUCUACAAUUUCUCCUUCGAAGAGGGCAAGGACCGAGACAAAGCCUGCAGAGGAAAGAUCUGUCCUCAGGUUUGCAAAACUCUCUGAGCAUGCUACCACACCGACCAGAGGCUCAAACAAAGCAGCGGGAUAUGAUCUCUACAGUGCCUAUGAUUACACCCUUGGUCCUAUGGAUAAGGCCAUUGUGAAGACAGACAUACAGAUAGCAGUUCCUCAUGGCUGCUAUGGGAGAGUUGCACCGAGGUCUGGACUGGCAGCCAAACACUUCAUUGAUGUUGGUGCUGGAGUUGUAGAUGAAGACUAUAGAGGAAAUGUGGGAGUUGUGCUCUUCAACUUCAGCAAGGACACAUUUGAUGUAAAAAAGGGUGACAGAGUUGCUCAGCUGGUCUGUGAGAGGAUCUGCUACCCCGAUCUGGAGGAACAAGAGACGCUUGAUGAGACAGAGCGUGGUGCUGGAGGUUUUGGAUCAACUGGACGCAAUUGAAAGCUCCAACUAAAGGUGGAGAUGUACAUGCUGAAUAUAUUAAAUAAAGUUUUGUUUUUGUA
Molecule: messenger RNA, 1005 nt
Organism: Trematomus bernacchii (emerald rockcod)
Lineage: Eukaryota; Metazoa; Chordata; Actinopteri; Perciformes; Nototheniidae
Gene: dut
Product: deoxyuridine triphosphatase
Exons: 6
Coding region: 434-943 (169 amino acids)
Biological process (GO): dUMP biosynthetic process; dUTP catabolic process
Molecular function (GO): magnesium ion binding; dUTP diphosphatase activity
Source: RefSeq, a predicted model, not a curated record